AAGGGCCUCUGGAAGUGGCUCUGCCCGUGACGUCACUUCCUGCGGCACGCAGGAAACAAGCGUCCAGUUCACGCGAUAAUAAUUAGGACAACGCGAUGCUUAGUGGGACUUGUAGUCUUUUUUUCCUCUGUCUUCGGGUUUGUCGUUCCAACCUCUAUCUCACACCCACCCCCGACUCCAGAUUGGGAUAUCUGGGUGCGUGGCGGGGUGGGCGGUCCCAUUUUUAAUCUUGGCUGCAAGAGUUUCAUAGUGACGGAGGGGUGGGGGAGAGACGCUUUUUUCAUUGCUCCGAGGACCGCUGCCAAAGAGACGCAGUAGUCCCACUCCCGUUUUGGAAGCCGGGAGAGGGCGGCUUGUGUCCGCCAUGUUGGUGAAGGUAAACGUAGGCGACCGGAGCUCCAGGACUGUCUGCUUUGCUGGCUGAAGUCUGCCAUAUUAAUAAAGAGACAGGGAGGACUGACACCCCCCCACCCCCCCACCCCAUUCACAAACCCGUUUUUCCCACUCGGCUUUUACGACUCCUCUCGGUGGGCCCGUCCCCAGCCUCGCUUGCCUAGCGUUUGCCCGAAGGAAGCGUAGCAGCCAGCGCCUCAGAACAGGCUUAAGGCAGCGCCGAAUGAGGGGGAAAGGGAAAUGCCGACCAAUUGCGCCGCGGCGGGCUGUGCUACUACCUACAACAAGCACAUUAACAUCAGCUUCCACAGGAGGAUUUAUUAUUACUUAAAUUCAGCUUAUGGGCUACAUCACUUACCCAUUGAAUAUGCUGAGAAAAAUCCAAACUCAUGAAAAAAUUAAGGUUUCCUUUGGAUCCUAAAAGAAGAAAAGAAUGGAUUCGCCUGCUUAGGCGCAAAAAUUUUGUGCCAGGAAAACACACUUUUCUUUGUUCAAAGCACUUUGAAGCCUCCUGUUUUGACUUAACAGGACAAACUCGACGACUUAAAAUGGAUGCUGUUCCAACCAUUUUUGAUUUUUGUACCCAUUUAAAGUCUAUGAAACUCAAGUCAAGGAAUCUUUUGAAGAAAAACAACAGUUGUACCCCAACAGGACCAUCUAAUUUAAAAUCAAACAUUAGUAGUCAGCAAGUACUACUUGAACACAGUUAUGCUUUUAGGAAUCCUAUGGAGGCAAAAAAGAGGAUAAUUAAACUGGAAAAAGAAAUAGCAAGUUUAAGAAAGAAAAUGAAAACUUGCUUACAAAAAGAACGCAGAGCAACACGAAGAUGGAUCAAAGCCACAUGCUUGGUGAAGAAUCUGGAAGCGAAUAACAUAUUACCUAAGGGCACAUCAGAACACAUUUUACCAACUGCCUUAAGCAGUCUUCCUUUGGAAGAUUUCAAGAUUCUUGAACCUGAUCAACAAGAUAAAACAUUACCAAUUCUAUAAAACAUUCCUUUAAGAGUAGCUCACGAAGAACUUGAUGCCCAUCCUUCAUUCUAUUCAAAGGUAAAAAUAUUUAAAGAAAUUAUGCCAAAAUUGGGUAUUUAAUAAAGUUUUACUUGAAGUACCAUUAUUACUGUAUAAUUUAUGAAGACUUGAUUAUAAAAAAAUGGAAACUUUCUAUGAAACAUAUAUUUGAAAAAGAAUGGAAGUGCCUUACAUGAGAAUUAUGUACUUAAAAAUUUUGCUAGGAAAUUGUAUGUUUAACCACUGAGCCACCCAGGCGCCCGGAAAUUGUAUGUUUACAAGGUGUUUUGUGUUUUUGUCUUUUAAAACUACUUUUAAAGAACUGUCUAUGACAAUAUGUUUAAUUUCUAUUAGAAAGAAAAAUUUUUUUCCUGUAUCAAUGUUGAGAUAUUACAUUCUAAAUAGGAUGGUAAGUAAGAAUUAGCCAACAUUAAAUAUGACUUUAAAACUG
Molecule: messenger RNA, 1854 nt
Organism: Lutra lutra (Eurasian river otter)
Lineage: Eukaryota; Metazoa; Chordata; Mammalia; Carnivora; Mustelidae
Gene: THAP2
Product: THAP domain containing 2
Exons: 4
Coding region: 783-1382 (199 amino acids)
Cellular component (GO): nucleus
Source: RefSeq, a predicted model, not a curated record